Messenger RNA from Cryptomeria japonica (Japanese cedar), 261 nucleotides. The record is from the annotation of a RefSeq genome assembly. NCBI's taxonomy places the organism in Eukaryota, Viridiplantae, Streptophyta, Pinopsida, Cupressales, Cupressaceae.
AUGAUCAAAAAUUUGUCCGUUCGCCCCUCUUUGAUUCCUAGAGAACAAAGAGGAUCUGUUGAAUCUCAAGUAUGUUAUUUAACCGGUCGAAUUAAAAGACUUACUGAACAUUUGGACCUACAUGGAAGAGACUACUCUUCCCAAAGAGGUUUGUGGAAAAUUGUGGGUAAACGUAAACGACUUCUGAUUUAUCUGUUCAAGAAAGACAGACUUCGUUACAAAAGUUUAAUCGGUCAAUUAGAUAUGCGUGGACCGCGUUAA